AUGGAAGCUGUUUCCAACAACGAUCCAUGGUUCACUACCAACAUUGAUGCAACCGGUAAAAAAGGUCUAAGUGCUUUACAAAAGUGUACUGCAGCUCUUCGUAUGCUAGCAUACGAGGUGGUUGCUGAUCAAGUUGAUGAGUACCUCCGAAUUAGCGAAAGCACAACACGAAAAGCACUCACUCAUUUCACAAAGGGAAUAAUUAGCCAAUUUGGGCAGCAUUGUUUGAGAAAACCAACACCACAAGAUUUGACGAGAUUAUUGGCCUUUAGUGAAGAACGAGGAUUGCCUGUCAUGAUUGGUAGUGUUGAUUGCAUGCAUUGUUCAUAUAAUGAUCUCAACUUGCUAUAUCCAUCACCUCUUUUAGUUGAUUUGUUUGAAGAAAGGGCACCACCUGUCAACUUCACGGUGAAUGGAAAUCAAUAA
Amaranthus tricolor (Joseph's coat) is the source of this 426-nucleotide messenger RNA. RefSeq lists its product as uncharacterized. Lineage: Eukaryota; Viridiplantae; Streptophyta; Magnoliopsida; Caryophyllales; Amaranthaceae. The record is from RefSeq and is a predicted model, not a curated record. The transcript has 2 exons. The coding region runs from base 1 to 426 and encodes 141 amino acids.